Gasterosteus aculeatus aculeatus (three-spined stickleback) is the source of this 2476-nucleotide messenger RNA. RefSeq names its product neurexophilin-1. The record is from RefSeq and is a predicted model, not a curated record. Gene Ontology annotation, molecular function: signaling receptor binding. NCBI's taxonomy places the organism in Eukaryota, Metazoa, Chordata, Actinopteri, Perciformes, Gasterosteidae.
UAUAAAACAUCCCUCCACGCUGACACUCUCAGAUGUGCAAACACCUCGGCUCCUCCAAACCUCGCAGCAGAAACCUCCCCAGUAGGAACACUUCAGGCAGUUUUUCUUUUUAAUGCCAGACACCUGACCCCCUCGAAAGAGCCCGAGAAGAUUGAUCUCCCCUCUCCAGCCUCAAGACCGCCUCUCCUCACUCCAGGUUCCUCCUCCAAGUUGGGGCGGCUGGUCCCGGCCUCGUCCAGAGGAAGCUUUUUCUUUUCCUUUGUGCUGCUGAAGAAGAAGAUCCAGGGCAGUUUGACAUGAAGACCACACGCCUGCGGGCGGCCGCUCUGCUGCUGGCAGCCGUCUCUCUGGUUGCCAGUGCCGACUCACCGAGUCCAGGAAAUCCAGACUUGAGAGGGAGCUCAAAAUCCAAAGUGAAGACCUACUGGACUGAAAGCAGCAAAGCGGUCUCCAUCAGCCGCCUGCUGUCUCAGACCCUCUACAGCAAAGAGAACUUCACCUCUCUGGACCUGAACUACGACGGGGCGGACUCCUUCUCCAAACCGGAGCAGUGGAACUGGCUCUACAACGCGUCCAACUCCCGCGACCCUCGAUCCAGGACCAAGAGGAGGCCCAUCGUCAAGACCGGCAAGUUCAAGAAGAUGUUCGGUUGGGGCGACUUCCAUUCCAAUAUCAAGACGGUGAAGCUGAACCUCCUCAUCACGGGUAAGAUUGUGGAUCACGGCAACGGGACCUUCAGCGUCUACUUCCGCCACAACUCCACCGGUCAGGGCAACGUGUCCGUGGGGCUCGUUCCACCCACCAAGGCCGUGGAGUUCCAGGUCCGCCAGCAGCACCAGCAAUACCAAAACCACCACAAGCAGCAGCAGACGGCUCUGGAGACCAAGGACAACAAGCUGUUCAACUGCAGGGUGGAGUACGAGAAGGUGGAGAAGGGCACCAGGAACUCGCUGUGCGCCCACGACCCGUCGCAGAGCUGCUCGCAGGAGCAGACCCAGAGCCACGUGUCCUGGCUGUGCUCCAAGCCCUUUAAGGUCAUCUGCAUCUUCAUCACCUUCUACAGCACCGACUACAAGCUGGUGCAGAAGGUGUGUCCAGAUUACAACUACCACAGCGACACCCCCUACCUGCCCACGGGGUGAUCACGUGACCAGGACGAGGACAAAAGUUAGAUAAAACAACGCAAACAAAAAAAAGAAGAGGUCAAAAUAAAUUUAAAAAAAGAUUUAAAAAGAGGCCUGCUGUCGGGUCUUUAACGACGUCAGAUUAUUUGAAUAAAAAAUGGAUUCAACACACUUCAAACUGGAGGCGUUGACAGGCAUCACUCCAGACUGACAUUGCUCCAAUGAACAGACCCACCUGAGGUCAUAACGGGAGCAUUUAGGGAGGCAUUUGUAGGUUUGCAAUACUCAUAUUAUAUGCAUAGCAGCUUACAUGGAAAGGAACUUCUCAAGCCAACCGUAAAAAUAUGCUGAUUGUAUUUAUGUAAAUAUUGUGGGUUCCACACAAAGACCAGAAAACAAUUUUAUUAAUGUUUCCUUCUGCUAAUUUAGUUGUUUAUUCGAAUAGUGUAUUUCCGCCACAAUCCUGCUUUCUGUCUUUUCCAAUCAGUUGCUGGUAAUCAUUGCAAACACGUAAAUGUCAAUGCAAAUACAAAGAACCUGUCAGUAUGCAGUAGAGGGCAUAAUGGAAAAAGAAAAUAUAUUUUGAGUGGUGUUGUUUUUCUGCAGUGUGAUUGUUAGCGUGAAUUUACCUCUCUGAUAUUGUUGUGGGAAUCUCGCCCGUGUCCGUGCAUGAACAGAAUGUGGCAAACAACUGAACAACGUCCAUCUAUAUUUUCAUGUUACUGCAGCUGUCAGAAAUAAUCUUCAUCAAGCGGCGACGGAGAAAAAAAAAGAAAAAGAAAAAAAAAUUACUUUGAUUUCAAUUCUGUGAUACCUCGUAGCGGUUUUAAGGCCGCGCUCGAUGACACCGAUGACACCACUGGAGGGGUGGGGGGGGCAAGCAGAUCAAACGUGCAAGUAAAUGUUGCAAUGAAUAAAGAAAACUUGCAGAAAUCACACAAGAUAACAGAGAUGCAGACGACUCAUUUCUUCACUGCCACUUAAAAGAUGAACUGUGCUCCUUGCUUCUCAGUCCGGCGUCUCCUUUAUAAUCCAAUACGAUACAUUUUUCCCCCUGCAACAUUAACAAUACGAGCAGCCAAUAGUAAGAGGCGUCUGGGCCACACUGGCGUCCAGUAGGCACAAAUAGCUGCCGGUAGACCCUUUGUAUUAAGAGAAUGCUGGAUGAUGAGAAAAACAAGGUCAUAGGUGUUUUUGAAAAAAAAAGGAAGAAGCAGAAGACAUGAAAGUUCAUCAAACAAAUUGAAAGAGAACUGUGUUAAAAUGUGAUUUCUUGCCUCAGAGGAGAUCAAACAGCUGGUGCUAAUCACACAUUCUACCUAUCAAACGUUUGCACCAAAAAAAAAAAAAAC